CGAGUGGAAGCUGCGGUAAAAGAUGGUUGAGACGAGCUGCAUAGGUUUCCGCUGCUUAGACCGCGACGAGUGCUAUCACUAUGAUGAAGAGCUGAAGAAGGUGUCGUUCAUCCAUGACGGUGCUACCUGUGAGAACACGCUGACGGACGUGCAGCACACGUUCCGAUACCACGCCCAGAAUGGCGACGUGCAAAUGCUCACCGCGGAUGAGUUGCAGGAGCUUAUGAAAUGCACAUACACGAGCAAGUUGCUCUUCCAACGCACACAUCUGCUGCGUAACUAUGGAUUCUGGGGCUUCUCGGACUCCGUCUCGGAUGGGUUUGACCAGUUUGCUCCGCUCGGCCACAGUACGUUUCAAGUGUCGUCAAAAGUUGCGAUCGGCCACGUCUCGCUCCUCAGUCAUGUCGAGGAGAAGCCACUUGGUCUGUUUGCGGCAGAAGAUCUCGCCUGCUACGAGUUUCUGGGUGAGUACACUGGAGUGAUUAAAGUUGGCAUGAGCGAGAUGAACGAGUUCGAUCCGUACGGCAUCUCGUACCCUUCCGUGUACGAGGGCGGCAAUCUUUACGUCAGUGCGAGCGAGUACGGCAACUCUAUUCGCUGUAUUAACCACAGCGCCACCCCCAAUGCUCGCUUCGUGCCUAUGGUACACAACGGCAUUCUACGGAUAUUUUGCUUUGUAAUCCACGAGAUCGAGGAAGGAGACCAGAUCUUCGUCAACUACGGACCUUCCUAUUGGAAAUCCACAGGGAUCGAUCCCGUCGAAUUUUAA
Molecule: messenger RNA, 769 nt
Organism: Phytophthora infestans T30-4
Lineage: Eukaryota; Oomycota; Peronosporomycetes; Peronosporales; Peronosporaceae
Exons: 2
Coding region: 23-769 (248 amino acids)
Molecular function (GO): protein binding
Source: RefSeq, a predicted model, not a curated record